Molecule: messenger RNA, 411 nt
Organism: Pochonia chlamydosporia 170
Lineage: Eukaryota; Fungi; Ascomycota; Sordariomycetes; Hypocreales; Clavicipitaceae
Exons: 2
Coding region: 1-411 (136 amino acids)
Source: RefSeq, a predicted model, not a curated record
AUGAAGACCGCUUUCGCUCUCCUCCUCACUGUUGCUGGCAUGACAGUUGCGGCAGGCCCAACUGACUUCGCCAAGGGUUCGGACUUGUCCAAGAGACAGAGGGGUCGUGGUGCAAACUGUGAUGACAUCGGCUCACUUCUUGAUGGCUUUGGCGUGGAUGGGUUUGUCUCCGGUCAGAUUAUCAACCAGUGCAACAACGGACGCAAUCAGCUAAGGAAGUCUGCUAAAGAGCCGCAAAUUUGUCUAGAAGAAAACCAGUUGACGGCUUAUGACUGGACUGUUCUUAAGCACCUAGCCACACUUUUGGGGUUCUAUGAGGAUGCCGUGAAGACUCUAGAAGGUGACGGUCAGCAGCGCAAGCGCAAGGGUGGAUGGGUGGGCUCUUAUGGGAAUGUAUGGGAAGUCAUUUAA